Messenger RNA from Hemiscyllium ocellatum (epaulette shark), 1691 nucleotides. RefSeq names its product transmembrane protein 187 (gene tmem187). The record is from RefSeq and is a predicted model, not a curated record. NCBI's taxonomy places the organism in Eukaryota, Metazoa, Chordata, Chondrichthyes, Orectolobiformes, Hemiscylliidae. Gene Ontology annotation, cellular component: transport vesicle. The transcript has a single exon. Bases 180 to 1049 code for a protein of 289 amino acids.
GACACGGAGGCAGACUGCCCUCGCUGGUGGGUGGGGACACAGAGUUACUACCCUCCCUGGGGGGGGUGGGGACACAGAGAUACUACCCUCCCUGGGGGGGGGUGGGGACACACAGGGAGAUACUACCCUCCCUGGGGGGGUGGGGACACACGGAGACUCCUCCUUGGGUUGUGGGUGUGAUGGAGGUGAAGGGGCCGGUGGAGCCUGUCCCCCGGGGGGUGUUGCGGGGCCGCUGGGCGAUGCUGGGCCCCGGCGGAAGGGCCUUCCUGCAGGUGCUGCUGCUGUGCGGGCUGUGCGUGUCCGCUCUGGGCAGCGGCCUGAUGGACCGGGUCUACACCGAGCUCGGCUACGGGCACUACGCGGAGCGGCGGGUGGCCUGGCUGCCCCGCUUCCUGGCCAUGCCGUGUAACUGCCUGGUGAACCUGGGCUACAUGGGGCUGGGGGCCUACUGGCUGCGGAGGGAGGCGGCGCCGGGCCCGGGCCAGGAGCAGGCCUACCGCCAGGCGGUGUUCGCCUGGAUGGCGCUGGUGUACGGCCCGGUGCAGUGGGUCCGCCUCAGCAGCCAGGCCCAGCGGGCGGCCGCCCUCGAUCAGUGGCUCACGCUGCCCAUCUUCGCCUGGGUGCCGGCCUGGGUGGCCGAGUUACUGCGGAGCCGGGGGCAGCGAGGUCCCCGGGCCCGGGCCUGGGCCUCGUCCCCGCUGCUCACGCAGGCCGCCUCGGUCUGCAGUUACGGCCUGGCGCUGGCCCACCGCCGGGGCUUCGAGCUGGCCCUGGGGGCCCACAUCGCGGCGGCGGUGCUCUCCGGCCUGGCGGCUCAGUCCGCUCUCGGUGGCCGGGCCUCCCGCCGGCACCUGGUGCUCGCCAUCGCCUCGUGCUGCGGCUUCGUGGGCCUCAAGCUGCUGGACCAGCCCCUGGCCGCCUGGGGCCUACUGCCCGCGCCCCUCUCCGGCCACUCCUGCUCCAAGGUCUGCGACAUCCUGCAGUUCCACCACAGCUUCUGCUUCCUGGACCUGCUGGCCCGGGAGAAGGAGGCGCGGCGGCACCGCUGAGGGGGAGGUACUGCAUCCGCGUGGCGCCACCAGCGUCUGCACAGCGCCCAUCCCCGCGAAUCCGGAGGGGGGGGGGAUCCAGAACCCCCACUCCUCCCCUGCCCACACGUGUCUCCCCUCCCCCACUUCUCUUUUCCCCACACACCCUCCCCCUCUCCAUCUCCAUCUCCCCCUCCCCAUCUCCCCCUCCCCCUCUCCAUCUAGGCAGCAUGGUGGCACAGUGGUUAGCACUGCUGCCUCACAGCGCCAGAGACCUGGGUUCAAUUCCCGCCUCAGGUGACUGACUGUGUGGAGUUUGCACGUUCUCCCUGUGUCUGCGUGGGUUUCCUCCGGGUGCUCCGGUUUCCUCCCACAUUCCAAAGAUGUGCGGGUCAGGUGAAUUGGCCAUGCUAAAAAAAAAUUGCCCGUAGUGUUAGGUAAGGGGUAUAUGUAGGGGUAUGGGUGGGUUGCGCUUCGGCGGGUCGGUGUGGACUUGUUGGGCCGAAGGGCCUGUUUCCACACUGUAAGUAAUCUAAAUCUAAAUCUCCCCCUCCCCUCUCCUCUCCCCCAUCUCCUCUCCCCCAUCCCCCAUCUCCCCCAUCCCCCCUCCCCAUCUCCCCCAUCCCCCCUCCCCAUCUCCCCCAUCCCCCCACAUCUCCCCCA